This is a messenger RNA of Cucurbita moschata (crookneck pumpkin), 837 nucleotides long. RefSeq lists its product as uncharacterized. Bases 69 to 806 code for a protein of 245 amino acids. The transcript has 2 exons. NCBI's taxonomy places the organism in Eukaryota, Viridiplantae, Streptophyta, Magnoliopsida, Cucurbitales, Cucurbitaceae. The record is from RefSeq and is a predicted model, not a curated record.
CCUUUGGACAAGAAAACCGACACUUCCAUUUCUCUCUCUACUUUCUCUCUCUUCCUGUCUGAGAACAAAUGGCCGCCGAAGUAAGCUCGCUCGUGCGAGUUCUUACAAGCUACAACAAAGCGGCGGCCGGAAACGAUUCCGGCACCGAGAAAUUAACGACUUUGAUCACCCGAGACUUACUCAGCGGCGGCGAGUCUCAAGAAUUGGACCUCGACCUCCAUGUUCCUUCCGGCUGGGAAAAAAGGCUGGACUUGAAGUCAGGAAAAAUGUUCAUUCAAAGAUGCAAUGUUCAAGAUUUCAACAACAACAAUCAUCAAAUGAAUCAAACAGUACCAAAGCUUCAAGAUUUGAACUUUCCACCGUCGCCGCCCAAUUACCCAAAAUUCCGUUUCUCAACCCAUUUAAUGGACGAAACCAAUUUGGAUUUGAAAUUAGUUUCAUCGCCGUCGCAGUCGCCGUCGCAGAGGACUAAUUAUCAGAGCGUUUGUACCUUAGACAAGGUCAAAUCGGCGUUAGAACGAGCCGAGAGAAAUCCCAUCAGAAAACGGUCGUCACUCUGGAAAUCAUCGCCGUCGGUGUCGCCGUCGCCGUCUUAUUCCUCCUCCUCGUCGUCAGCAGCUGGAAAGGAGUUUCAAGAAGAACCCAACUUGAAACAUUUGUCGUCAACGCCGAUUGUCGCCGGCUGCCCUGGUUGUUUGUCCUACGUGUUGGUGAUGAAGAACAAUCCGACAUGCCCACGGUGUAGCUCCGUCGUACCGUUGCCGGCGGCGAAGAAACCUCGUAUUGAUCUGAACAUUUCAAUUUGAUUGAAAGAGCGACAGAAAUUAUCAUCUUCAA